AGUUUCUCUCUCAAGUGCAUAUUCUUAACGUACAACCACUCGCAACCUACCAAAUCCUAAUCAUAAUCGGAGAUACACCGGAAUAUCAGUAAGAGUCUCCGAUUGUUCAUCGGUUAUUUGAAAGAAAAAAACAUCUCGUUUCAAACUGAGAUUGUUGCAGCAUUUUGCCAAAAUUUGAGCACGUUCUUAUUUUGGAGAAGCUGAGGUUCAUAUAAGUUUAGAUACGAACGAAUAUUGAAGAAGGGGGGGGAAAUAGCGACAAGAACAGAGUCUGUCCCUGCCAAGGCCAGUCGUUUUCGGAGUGGUUAAAAAUAUACAAAGAAGGGAUAGAAUAGAAGGUGAAAAAGGGUAAUUAAGUUAAAAAAAAAAAAAAAAAAAAAAAAAAAAAAAAAAAAAGGGAGAGAAUGCUGACGUGUAUAACGUGUUCGAAGCAACAGAUCGAAGAUGGUGGAGAAGAAGUGGGAGCGCGUGGGACUCCUAGUGGAAAAGAAGCCGUCAAAAGCCUGACGGCGCAGAUAAAGGAUGCAUUAAAAGUGUCUGGAACUUCAAAGGGAAAACCACCAAUAGGACCUAGCAGCUACAAAAAACCACCACCACAUAGAGCUUACCCAGACUUUGAGAGUAUAUCUGAAGGGGGGGCCCACUACCCUUAUAUGCAAUCAGGAAGCACUAGUUCUAGUACUCCAGCAUGGGAUUUCACUAGCAACAAUGAUUCACAUCAAACAAAUGCAGGAUUCGAACCUCCAAGACAAUCUGGUCAUUUGGUUUUGGAAGAUGAAGAUGAGCCUAAAGAAUGGAUGGCUCAGGUUGAGCCAGGUGUCCAAAUCACAUUCGUUUCCUUGCCUAAUGGUGGCAAUGACCUUAAACGAAUUCGUUUCAACCGGGAGAUGUUCAACAAAUGGCAAGCUCAGAGGUGGUGGGGUGAGAAUUAUGACAGAAUAAUGGAACUUUACAAUGUCCAGAGAUUCAACUGCCAAGCUUUAAAUACACCCUCCCAAUCUGAAGAUGGGAGAGAUUCUUCCUACUCACGACUUGGAUCCGCAAGGGAGAGUCCAAUGAUGACACCAUCAAUCAACAAAGAUUGGAACAACAGAAACUACUACAAACCCCCAGACCAAGGCGGGGCCCACCACUACAACGUGGGCCCCAGUGCCUACGUGGCAGGUGGGUCCAAGGGUGAGAUGUCGUCCAUGGAGGCAUCAAGGACAACAACAUCUUCAAGAGAUGAGGCUUCGAUUUCUGUUAGCAAUGCAAGUGAUACAGAGUCUGAAUGGGUUGAGCAAGACGAACCAGGUGUUUAUAUUACCAUCAGACAGUUGACAGAUGGCACUAGAGAAUUACGACGUGUUAGAUUCAGUCGUGAAAAGUUUGGGGAAGUGCAUGCAAAAACGUGGUGGGAACAAAACAGGGAGAGAAUACAAUCGCAAUACCUUUAAUUAUAUACAACCAAACCAACCAAUCAUUGUCACUAAUUAUAUAUUCUAAUCGGGUCUAGAUGGUCAAAGUUUUGACGGAUAGCCGGAUAUGUCCAUCUUUACUUAGGUCAAAUUAUGAGGGAUUUCUUGUUCCCAUUUUCGGGUUUAAUUAUGCAAUGUUUUUAUUAUGUUUCAA
Molecule: messenger RNA, 1611 nt
Organism: Lactuca sativa (garden lettuce)
Lineage: Eukaryota; Viridiplantae; Streptophyta; Magnoliopsida; Asterales; Asteraceae
Product: protein BREVIS RADIX
Source: RefSeq, a predicted model, not a curated record